GAUGCUCUCUAAAGCAAAACAGCGAAAGGAAGCUGCGGUCUAGCUGCUAGGUUUUCACGACUUAUUCAUAAAUCAUCGCGAGAAUAUCGGCCGAGAACUGUAGUUGGUCACAACGUUGGACGUAACAGUGGCCAAAUGGCUAAAGUUGAGAUAGCACCACUCAGACCCUGGGAUGACUUUUUCCCUGGGUCUGAAAGGUUCGGCAAGCCCGAUGUGCGCGACCUGGCGAAAUGGAACAACAGAGUUGUUAGCAAUCUUCUCUACUAUCAAACAAAUUAUUUGGCGAUGGCAAUCGUUGUCUUCCUGCUUGUGGGGUUAACCAAUCCCUUUGGCAUGAUGCUGGGCGGCAUCGUGGUCACCCUGGUCUUCAUGGGCUCUGUGUGGGCUGCGGAGAACAAGGCCAUGAUCAAGAGCCUCAAAAGGCAGAACCCCACCCUGUUUGUCUUUGUGGUGAUGCUCGCAAGCUAUUUCCUCAUGUCUCUCUUCGGAGGAGUCAUGGUAUUCAUCUUUGGAAUCUCCUUCCCCCUUCUGUUGAUCUUCGCCCAUGCUUCCCUGCGCCUGCGUAACAUGAAGAAUAAGCUGGAGAAUAAGAUUGAAGGGGUGGGGUUAAAGAAGUCACCAAUGGGGAUCAUACUGGAAGCACUGGGACAACAGGAAGAGAGCAUAAACAAGAUUCAGGACUUCCUGGAGAAUGAGAUGAUGAAGAAACUGAAAGAGUGAAAACCAACACACACACACACACACACACACACACACACAGUUGCACACAGUCGCACACAGUCAUACAUAUAAAUUGAUUCCAUUUUGUAGGUUAGUAGAACCACAUGGUCCUAGGGAACUGAACUCUACUCCAGGUAGAGGAUAUAAUGUGACUUUUCUGAGCACAGUUCACUGAAUGUAAGGGAUUGCAUUGUUUGUAAAUCCAUCCAAGUUUACAUGCAGGACACACCUAGCGGUCAAGCAGUCCUCAGGUCCUGCUUCACUCCCUGCCCCUGUCAGAAAGAUGCUCUCAGAGCUAAACGCACACACUCCCUUUGUGGUUGUGCUACAGUGUCAUAACAUAUAAAGUAUAUUAUUUCCUUCCAAAAUGUUGAACUUACCACUUCCACGGGUUUCAUGUGCAAUCAGGACAUAAAAAUGAAAUUUACUGCAGUGUUGAAAAUAGUGAUCCUCAAUAUUCUAUUUAAAAAGCCAUGUAUGGAGAAUGAGUUUUCAGUUGCUUCUAGUUGAUUUUUCUGUUUCAUACAGUUUAUUAAUAUUUUUUCUGAACUGUAUGUACUGGUGUUUUUUGUGUUUUAAUGUGUUAUAUCAAGAAUAACAAUAUAAAUCCUUACCAAAUGGAUAAAUUAAGUUGCAGAGGCAACUGGGCAUUGAAAAGACAGUGUUUGAAUGCUUUUGUUCAAUCAAUGAUUCCAAAGCAUGUGUGAGUGACUUGUGUGUUAAAUAAUUAUCAACAAACAACUCAACAAACUUCUAUGCAAUAUUUUGAAAUAAAGAGUCAAAGCCCUCUGUGAACUGAA
Molecule: messenger RNA, 1520 nt
Organism: Alosa sapidissima (American shad)
Lineage: Eukaryota; Metazoa; Chordata; Actinopteri; Clupeiformes; Clupeidae
Gene: arl6ip5a
Product: ADP-ribosylation factor-like 6 interacting protein 5a
Exons: 3
Coding region: 136-720 (194 amino acids)
Biological process (GO): negative regulation of transport
Cellular component (GO): membrane
Source: RefSeq, a predicted model, not a curated record